UUUUGGGGAACUGGUCCCCGCCCCCCCAGGCCAAGUACUUCCUCCUCCUCCUCCUCCUCCUCCUCCUCCGCACCCGCUCCCCCUUCCCUCUUUCUCUUUCUCGGGGCAGGGCCGACGUUUCCCGGCACGGCACCGCACCGAGGCCCCCUCUUCAGAGCCGCCCCCCCAGCCCCGGCCCCCCCGGGGUGCAGCCUGCCCCCAGCACCAUGUCGCUGGCCGAGGCCAUCGGGCUCUGGGACGAGGGGGUGCGGGCGGCCGACAGGAAGGAGUGGCGGGGGGCGCUGGCCGCAUUCCUGGCCGUACAGGACCCCCACGCCCGCCUCUGCUUCAACAUCGGCUGCGUCUACAGCAUCCUGGGGGAUGUCCCCGAGGCCGAGAAGGCCCUGACCCAGAGCAUCACGCUGGACAAGCACCUGGCCGUGGCCUACUUCCGGCGGGGGCUGCUCUACCACGGCACGGGCAACUAUGACUCGGCUCUGAAAGACUUUCGGGAGGCGCUGGGCCAGCUCCGGGGCAACCAGCUGAUCGACUACAAGAUCCUGGGGCUGCCGUUCAAGCUGUUCGCCUGCGAGGUGCUGUACAACAUCGCCUCGGUGCACGCCAGGCGGGACGAGUGGAAGAAGGCGGAGGAGCAGCUGUCUCAGGCCGCCAGCUCCUGCCAGGCCGAGCCCAGGAAGGCCAAGAUCCAGCGGGCCCUGGACUGCGUCUGGAAGCAGAAGCUGUUCGAGCCCGUGGCCAUCCCCGCGGACAGGCUGUUCCGGCCCAAUGAGCGGCAGGUGGCCCAGCUGGCCAAGAAGGAUUACCUGGGCAAGGCCACGGUGGUGGCGUCCGUGGUGGACCGGGACAGCUUCUCCGGGUUCGCACCCCUGCAACCCCAGGCACAAGAGCCCCCGCCUAGACCCAAGACCCCCGAGAUCUUCAGGGCGCUGGAGGGGGAAGCCCACCGCGUGCUGUUCGGGUUCGUGCCCAAGACCCCCGAGGAGCUGCAGGUCAUGCCCGGGAACAUCGUGUUCGUGCUGAAGAAGGGCAGCGACAACUGGGCCACGGUGCUCUUCAACGGGCAGAAGGGGCUGGUGCCCUGCAACUACCUGGAGCCCGUGGAGCUGCGAAUCCAGCCUCAGCAGCAGCUGCAGGACGAAGCUGCCGACGAUGACAUCCCAGCUCCCCCCACGUCCCGAGCCCCCGGGAGACCCCCCUCAUCACCAGGUGGGGGCGCAGGAGGACCCCAGGAGGUCCGGCUGCGGGUGCCCGACCUGUACACCCUGAAGGUCCACCACCGGUUCACGGUGGCCCUGGAGACGCGGCCCGAGGUGCCCUACGGCCAGCUGCGCGCGGCCGUGGCCAAGAAGCUGCGCCUGCCGCCCCAGCACACCAGCCUCAGCUACCGGGCUCAGGACAGCGGGGAGCUGCUGCCCCUCUCCCAGGAGAGCAUGAAGGCCGCCUGGGCCAGCGCCAGGGACUGCAGCCUCACGCUGUGGUGCGAGAGCACUGUGGGGGACCAGGGGGUCCCGGAGGAGCCGGAAGGGCGGGAAGACGCGGGGCCCGCCCCACCCGCGGAAGACGAGCUGAUGGAGGGCAGCCAGGUGGUGGCGCUCUUCAGCUACCAGGCCACACAGCCCGAGGACUUGGAGUUCCAGGAAGGGGACGUCAUCCUGGUGCUGUCCCUGGUGAACCAGGAGUGGCUGGAGGGCGAGUGCCAGGGCAAGGUGGGCAUCUUCCCCAGGGCCUUCGUGUGGGGGCCGGCAGCCGCCCAGGGCAGCCCGCGGAGCUGACGGUGGCCACGCGGGAAGGUCCUCCCCGGAUCGUCGGUGACACCGCGGGGGGCGGUGGGUGUCGGGGUGCUGAGGGCGUCUCCCGCCGCUGUUGGCGUGAUGCCUCAAUAAA
Molecule: messenger RNA, 1884 nt
Organism: Sorex araneus (European shrew)
Lineage: Eukaryota; Metazoa; Chordata; Mammalia; Eulipotyphla; Soricidae
Gene: NCF2
Product: neutrophil cytosolic factor 2
Exons: 15
Coding region: 207-1772 (521 amino acids)
Biological process (GO): superoxide anion generation; phagocytosis; respiratory burst
Cellular component (GO): NADPH oxidase complex
Molecular function (GO): superoxide-generating NADPH oxidase activator activity; protein binding
Source: RefSeq, a predicted model, not a curated record